Molecule: messenger RNA, 867 nt
Organism: Lycium barbarum (goji berry)
Lineage: Eukaryota; Viridiplantae; Streptophyta; Magnoliopsida; Solanales; Solanaceae
Exons: 1
Coding region: 1-867 (288 amino acids)
Source: RefSeq, a predicted model, not a curated record
AUGGCUGCAAAUUCUUUUCACAUCACCGUGGAUGAAUUCAGACUUUUCCAUAAGAUUGACCGAGAACUUUAUUGUCUCCUUGUUAAUGAGCUUCAGCGUGAUCCUUUGGACUCAAUGCAGAUACUGGCAUUGUGGAUUUGGAUGGAGCGAGCAGGUCUCAAAAAUGUUAUCAGAAAGAUCUUUUCCUUGCCUAAUUUUUUGAUUAAUGAACUUGCUGAUGAGGCUGUUAUCUGCCUCAAAUUCAUUGGGGACAACGGGUUCCUUCUCUCAAUUGACGCAAGUGAUAUUUGGCAAACUCAAAACGUCAUGGCAAAAGAGUUCCCCCUCCAGUUUUUCAAUGAAAAUCGGGACAGUGCAACCAGUGGGAUAAGGAAAAUUGCAACUGAGGUUUGUCUCAAGGCAUUGCCUGAUAUUACGGAGAGAGCCUUGAGAAGUUCUGGACAAACUUUGACUGGUGAGUCAUCUUUAAUGGGAUCUUUAAUGGGAAGAUUUGCUCACUUGGGACUUGGAGAUGACAUGUAUCCUAGGAGGAUGAACGGACAGGACGUACCACGUGAAGAUCGGACCAUGUUUGUUACUUUUUCCAAGGGCUACCCUGUUGCUGAAUGGGAAAUCAAUGGAUUCUUUACAAUGCUUUUUGGAGAAUGCAUCGAGUCCAUUUACGUGCAGGAGGUGAAGCCCCAUGAACAGUCUCUUUAUGCUCGAGUUGUGUUUUUUACGCCUGCAAUUAUUGACAUUAUUCUCAGUGCUGUGACCAAAGCCAAGUUUACUAUCAACGGGAAGCAUGUCUGGAUGCGUAAAUAUGUCCCGAAAAAUGGGAACACUCUCCCACCCAUGAUGCCUCAGAAUUUUCCUGGAACUAAUUAG